Molecule: messenger RNA, 477 nt
Organism: Mucor mucedo
Lineage: Eukaryota; Fungi; Mucoromycota; Mucoromycetes; Mucorales; Mucoraceae
Exons: 1
Source: RefSeq, a predicted model, not a curated record
GGUGUACAAUUGCGGGAAAGGAAGAAGAUGGGACAUCGGUUCGAUAUGAUUUUCUGCGAAAAUCGAGUUGGCCACGAUGAAACCAUUGAGUAUGGCGCUUCUGAAGUCGGAGGACUUUACGAUGGGAACCAAGGAACCAAAAGGCUGGAGGAAGGUUGCAAAAAAUUACCCAAGUGCCUGAAAGACAUGUUGAAUAAUUUGUUGUUGAAAAAAGAUAAUAAAUCAAGGAAAACCCACAUCUCGAAUGAUAUUUCUGGCUUUGGUUCAACAGUCCUACCUGCCAUUUAUUCUGCUUGGAUUGCGAAGGAAGUUGUUAAGGAUGUACAAGGCGCUUUAAUUUCAUCCGUUGGUUGCGAUGAUGUUGGAGACUCAAGCUGGCUGGACAAUUAUUGGGAUGAAGAAGGGAAGGAUGAUAUUGUGCCAGAAACAUUAACGUCGAGUGGUCUUCGAAUUGGCAAAAAAUUUAAAAAAGCUUGA